UGAAUAUGAAGGCAGGAAAUAGAGCGCGCCCCAUCGUUUAUGACACAUUGUGCGUAACGGGGAAGUGAACCUAACAUACUUUCUACGUUCUUUCCAGUUUCCCUCAUCCCGUGUGAACACCUCGGCCUUCGAAGUGAAAUUUUCCACGACCAAAACUACAGUAGGCUUUUUUUCUAGUUUGAGGACAAAACAUCAGCGUUAAAGUGUUUGACGGUGGCAGGAAACGUCCAGUAUGAUGUUGGGCCUGACGGAGAACUUAUGAGAGCAAGGAGGAGGAAGAAGCCACGGAAUACAGCGUCUAUCAUUUUUAUUUUUUAAUGUUUUGAAGUCUCCGUUUAACAAAAGCUCUGCUUAAUCAUGGCUCAGUGGGCGCACAUGACAAAGUUGGUGCAGUGCCUGUCGGAUGAAACAGUCAACAGCCUCUAUCCUCCAACCACCUUCCCCAUUGAAGUCAGACAUUAUGUCGCUGAAUGGAUUGAAAGUGAGAGAUGGGAAGAUUUUUCAUUGGAAAAGAUGGAGUUGGAGAGCCAGGCUCAGACUUUGCUCACCCAAAUCAUCAGCAUGCUGCAGAUGGUUGCUCAGCAGAAUGUCAAUGUAGUGGACAAGAUGAAGCUGAUGCAGAUGAGCAGAAACAUGGGUAUGUUUCAGCAGCAGCCACUGAAGUUUGCGGUCAUGGUCAGGGAUAUUCUCAGGCAAGAGAGGGCUCUGAUUGGCACGUACCAAACAUUCCCAGCUAGAGAACCCAGCACGCAGGAUGUAGACCAUCUGGUACAAAAAGUAUAUGAUGUCCAGGAGAUCCGAAAGAAAAUGCACCAGCUGCAAGAGGAGCUCAACUGGGAGAGACAAAAUUAUGAGAGUUUACAAGUGUCAUACCAACCAAAUGGACUGGAGUCUUCAAAGGGAGAAAUCUCAAAAAUUCAGAAGAAAAUCCAGCAGCUGGAAUUCAACAUGAAUGCGAUGGCCUCGAAUCGUUUCCAACUGCUGAGGGAGUGUGUCGACUGUCUGGACCACUGUCAGGGCAAAUUCAUCUCCAAGAUUAAGUCGUGGAGGGCGGAGCAGCAUAGAGCAGUCAUUGGAUUUCCCUUUGAUGAAAACCUCACCCCCCUGCAGACCUGGUCUGAGCAGCUGCUUGGAAUGAACGGGAACCUGAGACAGGAGUUGAUGCUGAUUGGUGAACCAAUCUCAGACCUCCAGGAAAGGCUUGGGAAACUUCUACAGCUUCUGAUUGAAAGCGCUCUGGUAGUGGAGAAGCAGCCCCCUCAGGUCAUUAAGACUCAGUCAAAGUUCUCCACAACUGUGAGAUAUCUGCUGGGGGAGAAGGUAGCACCUGGGAAGCCUAUGGUGCUGAAGGCACAAAUUGUUAAUGAAAUGCAGGCGAGGAACAUGGGCUUUGUACCUGGUGACAAUGUAGGGGAACUGAUCAAUGCUUCCGCCAUCCUAGAGCACAACACAACCACCAAGAGCACAUGUGCCACCUUCAGAAACAUGUCCAUCAAGAAAAUAAAAAGAGCAGACAGAAAGGGAUCUGAGUCUGUGACAGAAGAGAAAUUUGCUUUCCUAUUCUGCACAGAGAUCACAAUCACAGGCUGUGACACUCCCUACAGGAUACAGACUAUCUCUCACCCGACUGUUGUCAUUGUUCAUGGUAGUCAAGACAACAACGCUAUGGCCACCAUCAUCUGGGACUGUGCAUUUUCUGAACCUGACCGAAUUCCCUUCGUGGUCCCGGAGCGUGUCCCUUGGAGGAGUAUGUGCGAAACUCUCAACAUGAAAUUUGUCUCUGAGGUCCAGACAGACCAUAAUCUGGACCAAUUCAACCAACACUUCUUGGCCCAGAAGAUAUUUGACAAACCUGACUACAUUGGAGACUUCAGCAACAUGAUGGUUUCCUGGGCCCAGUUUAAUAAGGAGGUUCUCCCAGGUCGAACAUUCACUUUCUGGCAGUGGUUUGAGGGAGCGAUGGAGCUGACCAAGAAGCAUCUGAGUAAAUACUGGUCCAAAAGGCUGAUAUUUGGCUUUAUUGGAAAGCAGCAUCUACACCUGAUACUCAAAGACAGCACCAACGGGACAUUCCUACUUCGCUUUAGUGACUCUGAGAUUGGAGGCAUUACCAUUGCUUAUGUGUCGGCUUCUGAAAAUGGGGUUAAGAGGAUCCAGAAUAUUCAGCCUUUCACAAAGAAAGAUCUUGAGAUCCGAAGCCUUGGGGACCGCAUCCGUGACAUCCAAGAGAUAGCAUUCUUGUAUCCCAACUUACCUAAAAAUGAAUUUUUCAAGAACUUCUACUCAGAGCCUCAGCAGCCAACCAUCACUGGCUACAUCCCUGCGAUUCUCCAAACUAAAGUUGGCCCGGAUGCCACAGCUCCGGUAACCACUAUGGCACCUAUGCAUGACAAUACUCAUGUUGCCUUUUCUUCUUCUCCGUUCCAGCAGUUCAACCCAGUAGACAUGUCUGAGAUGAUGGAAAGUUCAGCCCAAUCUCCUGGCUUCCUUGAUCUUCAAGAUGCUGCAUCCCCGAAUCCUAAUAUGUCAACUCUUGGUGACAACCUACCUGGUUUUAACAUGUCCCCGUUCUCACAGCAGUUCAACCCAGUCGAGACCCCUGACAUGAUGAGAAAGACAAUGGAAAACACUUCCCUCUUCCCUGAUCUCAACCCCCAGUUCUCACAGCAGUUCAACGCAGCAGAGAUUUCCCCUGACGUGCUGGGAAAGUCAAUGGAAAACCGUCCCGUCUUCCUUGAUCACAAUCCUAUAGACAACCCAGAAAGCGACAUGGAACUCAUUAUAGAUGCUCUGCAAUCUUAGACAU
Melanotaenia boesemani (Boeseman's rainbowfish) is the source of this 2806-nucleotide messenger RNA. RefSeq names its product signal transducer and activator of transcription 6, interleukin-4 induced (gene stat6). Gene Ontology annotation, molecular function: RNA polymerase II cis-regulatory region sequence-specific DNA binding; DNA-binding transcription factor activity, RNA polymerase II-specific. The record is from RefSeq and is a predicted model, not a curated record. The coding region runs from base 358 to 2802 and encodes 814 amino acids. NCBI's taxonomy places the organism in Eukaryota, Metazoa, Chordata, Actinopteri, Atheriniformes, Melanotaeniidae. The transcript has 23 exons. Gene Ontology annotation, biological process: response to peptide hormone; cytokine-mediated signaling pathway; defense response.